CAAACUGUAACAGUAUCCGAUUCAACACACACGUGUUCUAGUGUGUUAUAAUGUAUAAAUUAUUUGCAUUAGUGUUUGUGGCUUCAGCCUUAGCAUUGCCGAGUCCUGAAAUUAGUGAUUCGAAAAAAAAUGAACACACUUUGGAAACUGCCGCGCGGACUUUUGGAAAGGAUUGCAGCAAUGGAAUCUUUAGUCCUACUUGUUUGAAAAUUGAAGCUAUAGCAAUGUUAGAUAAACUCAGUGCUAAAGAAGAGUUGAGACUCUUGCCAGGAGUCAGCUUAGUGAAAGAAAGUAAAGAGAAUGACAGCAAGGCAGAAGAGUUUGCAACUGAAUUGGCAAGGUCUCUGAAUAAGCCUGAGGAUAGAUUAGACAAAUAUUUGUUGUACAAAUUGGGAAGUUACUUGGAGAGUCAUACAAUGAGGUUUAGACUUUUGGAUGAAAACUCCAGUGAGGAAGCUAGGGCUCUGAUGAGUGAAGCAAGGGGUAAGGGCGGUCUGGGGGGAGGCAAAAAGGGAGGAAUGGGCGGACUUUUGGCUAUUGGAAUGUUGUUCAAAGGUACCUUGAUGUCAAUAGGAUUAGGCGCACUGGCUCUCCUUGCUGGCAAGGCUCUGAUGACGGCAUUAAUGUCCCUGCUCCUGUCCGCCAUUAUUGGCAUCAAGUCCCUAUCCGGGGGACAAAAGUCCACGACAUACGAAAUUGUCUCCAAACCUAUAUACAGCCAUACCCACUCACACUCAACGGCCCAUGAAGAUGUAGGCGGUUAUGGCCACUCAGGAUAUGGACGGAGCAUUAAUACUAGACGUUAAUCAAUUUAACAUAGGUAGUUAUAGCACAUCAAGUUACCCUACGUAAACAUGGCGCGGUAAUAGAGCCAGUUUGCAAUGGAUUUGGGUAGGUUGAUGUGCUGUUGACUGUACUUAUUUAUGAAAUAGUUUUUAAUAGGAUUUUCUUCAAGUGAUUUGGCUGUUUUUUAAUUUAUUUUUAGUAUUAUAUUAUAGGUACAAAAAUAUACUUAAAUGUUUUUUGCUAAUGUGAUAUUAUGUAUAUUUAUUUUAGUAUCUAUGAAUAAUAAUUUUCUAUUUAUAUAUUUCUAAUGAAAAUUACGACUGUUCAUAAUUUAAAUCAAAAUUAAUUAUUUACAUAUUA
Plodia interpunctella (Indianmeal moth) is the source of this 1146-nucleotide messenger RNA. RefSeq lists its product as uncharacterized. The record is from RefSeq and is a predicted model, not a curated record. Bases 51 to 806 code for a protein of 251 amino acids. The transcript has 2 exons. Lineage: Eukaryota; Metazoa; Arthropoda; Insecta; Lepidoptera; Pyralidae. Gene Ontology annotation, cellular component: membrane.